Messenger RNA from Pteronotus mesoamericanus, 7658 nucleotides. RefSeq names its product KIAA1671 ortholog. The record is from RefSeq and is a predicted model, not a curated record. The coding region runs from base 1358 to 2530 and encodes 390 amino acids. Lineage: Eukaryota; Metazoa; Chordata; Mammalia; Chiroptera; Mormoopidae. The transcript has 8 exons.
CCCCCCAGUCCCCAUUCCAACUACUCCAGCUCCGUAAGGGUUAAAACCCAGGAGCUCAUGUGACCCAGUGUAAACCAUGAAUCAUUCCCAUUGCUCCCUGUGCUAAGAGCCUGCCGGCCCAGGAUGGGGCAGAUGCUGUGCCCCGGGGUUGCCAUGGCAACCCCGCCUGUACUGAAAUACGGCCCAGCCCAGUUCCUUCCUUGGGGGACCUCCAGGGCUGUUUCACCUGGCUCUCUCUUGCCUUCCAGGGAGGCAGGGAGAAAAGGCCGGAAGGAGAGAGAGAAAGAGAGAGAGAGAGAGAGAGAGAGAGAGAGAGAGAGAGAGAUGGAAACUGAGACACAGGGAGAGGGAGGAGAGAACCUGAUAGAGAAACAGACCGCCAGAGGGAGACAGACUGACAGCCGGCCAUAGGUCCCGAGAAGCUAGCCUGUCACCCUGGAGGCAGCUUCUCAACUGUUCCAACCUCCCAGGGCUGCCCCGUCUCAGACACACGGGCACACAUGCACCCGCGUGUGCCGCGUGCAGCGGCGUCUCCCCCGCGCCUGCAGUGAGGGCACAGGGCGGGUAGGCAGCCUGGCACGUGAAGUCACCGUCAGCCCCGCGGGACGGUGAGCGAGUUGAGACUUGGGGGAAGAAAAUGGGGGCGGACGUCAGCUCCCUGGGCGUCUGCUUCCCUGAGGCCCCUCCUGCAUUCCUGGGCAGCGAAGCCCCUCGCUAAGACAGGGACUGAUGUCAUCCCGGGCUGCUCAGCCAGGGGACCCGGGGGCCCUGGUGGCUGCCUCCGGAAAUGAGCUAGCUGCCUGCCGGCCGACAGGUUUGGAAUUUCUGGCCAGCGAACAAAACCUGCAUGGGUCAGGUGAGCGGGGCCCAGCUGUGGGCAGCUGGGCAGGGGGCCGCGGCAGCUAGUAGCCUGCCCACCGGGUCCUUCCAGUGUGCUCCUGGGAGGGGCCCCUUACCUGGGGGAAAGUGAGGACGAGGGUGCCCAGGGCCACCGUCUCUUCCUCCCCCCACCUCGAGGGACUGUCACGCCCUGGAGCCAGUGCCGCUGGUUCCUUUAAGCUCCUGGCCACAGCCAAUUCGGUGAGGUGAUCGCCAGGGACUGGAUAUUGGACCUCCCAGCGUGUUGACUUUCCAACGCUGGCCAGUGGGCUCCCAGCCCGACCCUGAACUCUCUUCGGAGCGAGACCCGUGGAUGCAGCCAGCCGGCUUCUAGCUGGGUGAUGUUGAUUCACUCUUGCUUUGGCUGAAGGGGGCUGCUGGCUUUUCUCUCCACGCAAGCCCCAAACUUCCAGGAGCGGCAAAGAGGAAGAGGGGGACCCUGGCAUUCUGAUUGCUCUUCCUCUCGCCCCCCGGCCCCAUGGAUUACUUGGGGGACAAACUCACCGUGGCCCAAACCCACAUGACCCAGUGGAUGGGCACCGUGAGGAGGUCCUUCCAGGAUGCUCUCAACUUAGUGACCACCACAGUGAGCCAUGAGCGGGCCGGUGGGGAGCCCCCCAGCCGGACCCCCUUCAAGCGCACCUCGUCCUUCCGACACCUCGCCUCCCGGAGCCGAGAGUCUCUCCGCCGCUUCUCCGCUCGCAGCCAGCAGAGGUUUUCUUCCCUAAGGAAAAGGCACCCGGAUUCGGAGCCACCAGACUUUGAUCAGCUGAAACAGUGUUUCACCAGGCGGCCCCCCGAGGCCAAGGACACUGACACACUAGUACAGGAAGCCGACAGCCAGUAUGGGACUUGGACGGACCAGCACCAGAGCGGGGAGAGCUUGGCCCCGGAGUCCCCGUCCCCGGACAGCAGCGCCGCGUCAGCGCGGAAGCAGCCCUCCAGCAGCCGCCUGUCCUCGCUGUCCUCCCAAACGGAGGCCACCUCGACCGGGGACCAGCACGACUGCUCCCGGGACCAGCGGAGCACCAGCGUGGACCGCUCCAGCACCGACCUGGAGUCCACUGACGGGACAGAGGGGCUCCCUGCCCCAGACACCUGCGCUGCACAGAAAGUAGAUGACUUCUCCUUUAUCGAUCAAACCUCAGUCCUCGACUCAAGUGCCCUCAAGACCCGGGUGCAGCUCAGCAAGAGAAGCCGCCGCCGGGCUCCCAUCUCCCACUCCCUCCGGCGCAGCCGCCUCAGCGAGUCGGAGAGCAGGUCCCCCCUGGAGGAGGAGGCCGGCAGCACGUGGAUGUUCAAGGACUCAACAGAAGAGAAAUCCCCCAGGAGAGAAGAGUCAGAUGACGAGGAGAAGCCACCCAGGACCGAGAGGACACCCGUCAGCCAUCCCCAGAGGAUGCCCGUGUUUCCCGGAGUAGACCCGGCAGUGCUCAAGGCUCAGCUGCAGAAGAGGCCGGAGGUGGACAGUCCCAGCGAGUCCCCCGGCUGGGCCCCGCAGCCCAAGACCCCUAAGUCACCCUUCCAGCUGGGCAGUCGCGUGCUGCCCACCAGCGGUGAGAAGGACGAGAGAUCUGAAGAGCCGUCGCCCCAGUGGCUAAAGGAGCUGAAAUCUAAGAAGAGGCAAAGCCUGUAUGAGAAUCAGGCUUGACCAGACGGGGUCACUGCCACGUCUAAUGAACAGAAGCCUUAACUGUCACAGCCCCCAAGAUGAGGCCACGCUGCUGCCGUUCCGCCUGCACAAUGGUUCCCUGCCCGGGCCGCCCCUCCAGCCGGUGCAGAAUGCUGUCCAGGGCCCCCGGCGCUCCGCAGGCGCUUCCGGAUCGGGUCGGAUUGGAUCGGGUCGGACGGGGCGGAAAGGCUCAUCCGCCUCCAGCGCUCGCCCGCCUCCCCUGACAGCGCUUCAGGCUGGGAAAGAAGCCAGGCUGCCCAGAAGUGUCCACACUGGCGGUUGGGAGAGUUUAUGUUAAAAAAUGUACAUUUCUGCCUACUUCAGCAGCAGCCCCGCGUACGUGGAUGUCCGGCUGGACCGUCUCCCAAGGCUCUGGAAAACACCUGAAUGGUGGAAGCACCUCUUCCCCCAACCCCAGGGCAGGUCUUGCUCAAGAGGACUUCGGUUUCCUGCUCUAACUGUGUCCAAGGCAGUUCCACAGGGCGGGAGGUUCUGAUUACUCCUUCGGCCAGUUCUGUCUCCCUCUCGAAGGAUCAGGAGCUCUGAUUUUUUAAACAUACCCAUCCUUAUCGUUAGCCUUCCAGUGGGGCUACCUGCAUAGUGGACCUCUUGUGUCGUGUGUCAUUUUUGUUUGCUUUAGAAGGUGACAAAGCAAUAAUCAGCCAAUUCCCCCUUGAAAUUUGCUAUGUAUAUAUGUUUUCAUGUUAAAGAAUGGGAGGGAAAGAGGUGUGACCGCUUUGCUUGAAGUAUGUGAUCAUCUCAGGUUAUCUGACCCCAAUCCAGGCGUUUUAAAAAUUCCAGUGGUCACGCUGGUAUAUGUGUUCCUGGUUUCUCUUCUUUCUGAGCUCUGAUUUCUGUGGAGUGACCUUUGUCCCUCGGCCUCACGGGCUUGUAAACUGCAGCCCGAAGGGCAGUGCCUUUCCCACUCGAGCACCAGACCGGCCCUGAGCGUCUCUCUCCAGAGCUGUGUGUGAGCCCCGCCUGAGCCGCGGCCCGGAAGCGCCUUCCCACACUGGCCUCAGAACACAUGCACAAGUGAGGGGUUCCUCUGGUUCUUCUCACCUCUUUCUCCCACCAACCCUCAGGCUGAGCUCCCCCAGACCAAGGGCUCUUUUGAGGUUCAAAUGCAGGAAGGCAGGGCCUUGCUGAAAGCCCUUCUCUGGAGGGGAGUGCCCCCGCCCUGCACCGCCCCAGGCCGGAGGGACUCUGGACAGCAGCGCUAGAUCCUAGGUGACGAUGUGUAAGGUUUUCUUUGGCUUUUUUCCCCCGUCUUGCUAGCUCUACUCUAUCCUCUUUGGAAACCCUCAGCACCAGCCCCCUCCCCCUAUGAAGCCCAAAGCCCCAGCAAACGUCCCAGAAAUGCCUGGCUGGCCACCUGCCACACCUGGGGUUGCCAUAAACUUAGUGCCAACCUUACCUGGGAGACGCCCCUUGGUGAGAAAGAUGCUCAGGCAGUUUGUGGGGCCACCUGUGAUGGCCGAGGGGCCCAGGGGCUCAGUUUGCGAAUGGGUCCACGCACAGCACUGACUCGACAUGGAAGUGGGGGACACGUGUGUGCCCCACCCCCUGCAACUUCCCAAAAGGUGGAAAUCUUUCUUCAUAAAUCCAUUAUUUGCAAAUGGUGUCAAAGCCUCCCUUCUCCCCGGCCACCUCUCCAAGAAUCCCUGUUCAUCUGCCCAUCAUUCUUUUCCCAUCAUCCGCCUUCAUUGACGCUUUCCUCUCUUGGGGGAGGGGGUGGGGUGGAGAGCAGUCUCCUUUCUCCCGGUGGAGACAAACGCCUGUGCCCGGAGCGCCGCUGCGUUUCAGCACCACGGACAGGGACGGGCCGCCCUCCCCCGCCCCGUCCCCUUGGCCGCGCUUUGGCUGCCUGCUGAUGGGCGGUCGUUGGGCCCUGUCGCCUGCCAGCCUGGUGCGUCUGGAAGCCUCCCGGAUCCACAUCCGUGUCUGGAGGUUGGGCCUCGUCCGGUAAUAGUUGUGUUCUCUUCAUUCCCUAAGUAAGUGGCUGAUCAACCCUCCCUGGCCCUUUGGGGGUUGAUUUCCCCCAGGAACUGCUUCAGUUGACUUGUUGUUUGAGGCCCAUUUCUUGUUUUGUAACAGUGUUGAUGCGGUAGCUUUCCAGGUCCGUAGGUCCCCUAUAGGACACUGCUAGUGUCCUGACUUCCGUUCUUGGCUGCUUCUCUCUUUGUCUUCCCGGAGGUGGGAAGGGCCCUUCCGUACCUUCUUAGGCUACAAUAGGAAAUGACCUGUCCUCUUCAGUGAGUAUAUCGGUGCUCACCACGCACGACUCUCUGUUCUGAAUUCGUCAUGUUUUAGCCCAGCUAUACCUGGCAGGAAAGAAAAGCGCUUGGCAAUGAGACUGACCUGGAGAUCUUUUGCCCAACCUCCCCGCCGCGCCCCGCCACCACCCACACCCCUUGAUUGGAAAUUAAGAGCCAGGUAAUUCCUUGGUGAUUAAGACAUGCAAAGUCCACCCCUUUAAACUGACUAGAGCAAGUCCUGAACAUCCUCCUCAAUCUCUUUCUCUUCCUGCAGCCGCACCCUCCCCUGCAGGGCAGAUGACCGCAGCAAGUCAGGAGCGACCCUCCUCACGCAGGUUCCCUGCUAGCCCAGUGCAGGGAGGUCAGGAGGGACAGGUGCUCAGAGCUGGGCCGGGAGGCGUGUGUUUCUCCUCUUCCUAAACUGGGUGUGCUCUUUGGGGCAAAGCAAGGGUUUGUAUGCUAGUUUCUGGAGUUCGCCUAGAGCCACCUUUGGAAAUCUGUCUCCUUUUAAAUGAACUUAAUAUGCCUUAAUCACCUGUGUGCAAUCCACUCACCUGCCCUCCUCUGACCUUCCUCCUCUGGGCCGUUGGCUCUCCUUGGGUGGGAGUCUUGCACAGGAAGCGCGUGCUGUGGGUGUGUCAUCCCCGCCCCACCCCGCUCAGUCUGCCUCUCUCCCCGCCCUCCCUCUGUCCACUCACACACACCCUUUGCCCAUCAGCAUUUUGAUGGAUGAUCUUUUGAUAAGUUUGUAUCUUUUUCCCUCCAGUAGAUCCCCUUCUUCAGGGUCUCUUGCCUAAGGAAACAGAGGCCUUUGGCCUGUGAAAUCCCCUGGCAAGGCCUCAGAAAGCACGUUGCAGAGAAUUGCUCAGUGCCAUUGGAGAACUUCCAGUACAGGAGAAGCCUCUCGGUAUUUGGGAUGGUGAUCUGCCAGGCUCAGGUUGUCUAGGAUUUGGGGAAAAGACAAUCAGAUGGGGAUGUUUCCCAGGGGGACAGGCCAAGUCAUGUGCUUUUGGACAAAUGUAUUUUCUUUUGUGCAUCCCAGGAAGUGAGGUCAGCUCCAGGUAUCACUAAGGAGUGAGACUAGAAAUAGGCGUAAGCCUGAGACCCUAAACCUUAGAGACUGUGCAGGGGAUUCAGAAAACCCCGGGGUGUGAUUUCUUAAAGGAGGCCCCAGCCACCCCCCUCCCCCGGUGCUGAUAGCCACCCUGCCCACAUGUGCUCUCCUGCUUUCUGUCACGGAGCCCCAGGCUGCCCCAGGAGCUGGGCAUCAUCGCAAAGCUCCAAGUCCACAGACGUGCGCUCAGAUCACCUGCACUAACCGCCUCCUUCAAGGUGACUCGGGCCUGCGUGGAAGACAGUCCACCCAAGUAGAGGGCUCUCAAGCCUGCCCCUCCCUCGCCAGUUUCUGCCUCUACCCCUCUGUCCCUGCGGCCGGCCCGCAAAGCCCUGUUCCUUAAAACAGGCAGCUAGACGACUGUUGCCGUUGUACGAAUUCGCAUUUCGGGGUGAGCCCGAGGGGAGGUGGGGAGGCAGGAGAAAAGCUCUCUCCUGGUCGGGGGAUACUGCUGCCCACCCCAGUGAAGCCCUGGCAAGUCACUUCAGUGACGGAGAACUCGCCAUCCCUCCGAUUGUGCCUUUCCUCCUCCACCACGUGUUAAAAUGAGAAAGCAAGCACCGCGGGGCAUCGUGAUGCCAUCGGGUUGGAGGGACAGCCGUUGGGUAGAGGGAGCCAUGUGAAGCGGGCAGGACCCGCUGGACUCCUGGAGGGGGCUCCGCCCCCAUAGGGGGCUCUGUGCCGAGAAGCUGCUAGGAAUCUCCUUGUGGGAAUUCCUGGCCUGCGAGGGUCCAGGGAUGGAGCCCCGUAGAGAGCCAGUUGGAGAGAGAGUGUGCUCACUCUUGGCCGGUCUGUCUGCGGCUCCCUUUGCCCACUCCACCCCUCUCCAGAUGUCUUUCUUUUGCCUGGGUUGGUCCCUGCAGGGAGCUGGGCAGAAAGCCAGGCCCUGGAAAGUCAGCCUGAGGUUUCCAGCAAGGUGUCCUCUGAGCCCGCCCCCACUUUCCCAGAACCUCCUUAAAUAGCUACCCUCGUAGCUGGCGCCAUGACAUCUUCCGCGAAUCAGGCAGGCACUUUUCUGACAAUCUCUGGUGGCGCCACGCCCACUCAAAAAUCUUACGCCAUUGUCAACAAAGAACCCGAGCUUUCUAAUGAUCUCAUUCCACAUGGCCUUACAGAUCCUGUAAAUAGGGGGCUCGCAAAAGUCAUAUAUUGUGUCAUGGAAGAUAUUUUGUACUCUGCCAUUUCCUCAAUCAUACCAAUGUUCUAGAAGUCAUGCACUUCCCCCGUGAUUUUGAUCCUCAGAAUGCUUUGUAAGAUGCGGGGAGUGGAAAUGUAUCUGUGUAUACUAUAUAUUUUCCUAGCCUUUCUUCUGGGUCCCUUCGUCGGGUAGCUGAGUCCUGACAGCGAAGGAGCCAGCGGCCUGCGUGUAGGAAGGUCGGCCUCCUGCCUGAGGGAAUCCUUGCAUUUGCCUUAGAACUCAUGAGCCCUGGCAGUUCUGCGCAGAGGGCGGACCAGAGGCACUUUAUCCAACCCCAGAAAGAACCUCUAAUCGCGUGACUGAGACUUCAUCCAGAAAAAAGCCUAUAUUUUUAACAUUAAAACAACGGGGCUCCCUGGACCUCACAGAGUAUUGGACGUCGACAAGUGCUUUUAUAUUUUGUAACUGCAAAGAGGUUUCAUACGCACAUCAAGAACAGUUGGGGAUCUGGUCAACUGCCGUGAAACCAGAUGACCUUUGCAUGUACAGAGAUGUUGCAUUCAGACUAUGGAAAUAGCAAAUAAAGCGUUGACGCAA